AUGCAAGUCUGGUGGCUCGAUGCCAACGUUCCGCUCCCGGCGGAUACGUUAGCAGCGCCCGAAGCCGUGGUGCAGCGAGUAGUGUGGGCAGUCGCCGGCGUGUUUGUCGCCGCUGCGGUAGUGUCGUCUGCCCUGCUGAUCCGAGGGCACCUCCACCACUUUACACAGCCCAACGUCCAGAGCAAGAUUAUCGGCAUCCUGUGGCUCGUGCCCAUCUACGCGACCGACUCGUGGCUGUCCUUGCGGUUCAAAGACGCGGCGCUGUACCUCGACCUGCUGCGCGACUCGUACGAGGCGUACGUCAUCUACCUGUUCCUCGCGCUGCUCAUCGCGUACUUGAGCGACGGCCACGAAGACCGCGUGCAGCAGACCCUGCGCCGCGUCCGCGCGGUGCCCCACCUCUGGCCACUCGACAAAUGGCUACAGCCCAUUGCAAUGGGCCCGGCGUUCCUCCGGGACUGCAAACUCGCGACCAUGCAGUUUGUCGUUGUGAAGCCGCUGAUGGCGCUAGUGGCGAUCGUAUUGGCGCUCAAUGGCCGGUACGAACCGGGCAACUUUAGCGCCACGACGGGCUACGUGUACACGAGUGCGGUCGUGAACGCGUCCAUCACGUACGCGGGCUACUACCUCGUGCUGUUCUACGUGGCGCUCGGGACGCACUUGGCGCCGUACCACCCCGUGCCCAAGUUUCUCUGCAUCAAGGCCGUGCUCUUCCUCUCCUUCUGGCAGAGCGUCGUGCUCGCCUUCCUCUCGCGCUUCCAGCUCAUUCACGAACUCGGGUCCUGGAGCGUCGACAACGUCACGACGGGCAUCCAGAACCUGCUCAUCUGCUUUGAAAUGUUCUUUGUCGCGCUGGCGCACCAACGGGCGUUCCCCUAUAGCCCCUACGUGCAUGGCGACCCGGCGCUCCGGACCAACAUCUUGGCAGACCACCUUGCUCUCGAAGACGCCGUGCGCGACUUUAACGAGGUCAUGCCAGUGGUGCUGCCGACGCCGUUCAAGCCGGGGGCAGCGACGCUGAAGACGACAAAGAAGAAGUACGACGCCGUCCACUCGGAGGACCUGUUCGCGUCGGAGACGAUGGAACUCCUCAGCGCGGAAAGAGCACUGUCGGAUGCCGGGAGCGAGUCGUCGCUCGAGUCGAGAGGGUCGCGAGGCGCCAGCACGGAAAGCAAACAACUCGCGCGCGGCUGGAAGCUGUGA
Molecule: messenger RNA, 1203 nt
Organism: Hyaloperonospora brassicae
Lineage: Eukaryota; Oomycota; Peronosporomycetes; Peronosporales; Peronosporaceae
Source: the annotation of a GenBank genome assembly